Molecule: messenger RNA, 1461 nt
Organism: Penicillium angulare
Lineage: Eukaryota; Fungi; Ascomycota; Eurotiomycetes; Eurotiales; Aspergillaceae
Exons: 2
Coding region: 1-1461 (486 amino acids)
Cellular component (GO): plasma membrane; cellular bud neck
Source: RefSeq, a predicted model, not a curated record
AUGGGCUUGUCCCAUUUGCCGAUACUGGCGCGAGAUCUCUCCUCGACUGAAUCUACAUUUACAAGUUGGGAUAAGUGUAUGGCCAAGUCUUACUGCAAAUGGCCCGUCAUCGUCGCGAUUAUCGUUGUCUCUGUUAUUGUCAUCGCUGUUCUCGCUUGUGUCAUCAACUGUAUCUGCUGUGGUUACCGUAUCUGUAGCUGUUGUUGCAGCUGCUGUUGUCCCUCCGGCCGUCGCAAAAACAAGGGACCCAAGCACUACGACGAACCUCCUUUUUACAACCAGCCCGCUCCGGCCCCAUCAUACAAUCAGCAACCACCAGCACCAGCACCGCCUUUGUACCGCGGAGCUGUGACUACGGCUACCUUCGAUUCGAGCAAGUCGCCUUCAUCAAAGGUUAACGAAGAUGCGCUCCCUGAGAUGCCAACAUGGGCUAGCGCUGUGGACAAGCAUGUCGAGGAUCCCAACGCACACGAGGAGGUUGAAAUGGAGCCAUUGAACCCUGACCGGAAGCAUGGCGCUGGUACGCCAAUGCACGGUAAUGCCUUCGCUGAUUUCCCACCUGAUCGAACCGGCACAGCCACACCUGGUGGAUACAGAGGAUUUACUCCCACCGAUCCCUACUCUCGCCGAUCGCCCGCCCCUGCCGCUACUCUCGCUGCGACACAAGAUCCGUAUGGUCGUCGCUCGCCAGGUCUUCCUUCCCCUGUUGCCCCUGCAGCAGCUGUGGAUCCUUACGCUCGUCGCUCCCCAGCCCCCGCCGCUGCACUGGAUCCAUACGGUCGUCGCUCCCCCGGCCCCGCAGCAGCAUACGGUGCAGCCCAAGACCCAUAUGGACGUCGCUCCCCUGGUCCCAAUGCUGGUUACUCUGCUCCCCAAGAUCCUUACGGCCCUCGUUCCCCUGGACUUGCUUCGCCCAUGGGUGCUGCCAUGAGUACCGCUGUAAGCCCAUACGACCACCAGCCAUAUGACCAGCACCAGGGCUACGACCAACAUCAACACCAGGCCUAUGACCACGCCUCACCCUACGAGGACUACAGCCCAGGCGGUGCAAACCCAAUGGUAAACACAGCCGCCGGUUACUCAUCUCACGCCCUCACAUCUCCCUCUCCUGUGGGCUACAAGCCUCAGCAGUCAAACUACACCUCUUUCUCUCCAACAGAGACCGGGCACCAAAACGUUGGCUUCACUCGUCAACCAUCCGUCGGAUCAACCUACCCGCCCUCAUACACUUCCCAGCCACCUUACCGUGGUGUCUCGCCCGCUCAUCCCGCGUCACCACCACCUUCUUUCCCGGCUCCUUCGCCCCAUGACUUUAUGAACCAUGAGUACAGUGCACAUGAUGCACCAGUUGGCCAGGCGAUGUCUUCUCCCAUCGGCCAAGCGGUUGGUUCGCCCGAGCCAAGUCGGAACCGUCCCCCAACUCUAUUACAGAGUGGGCGAGGUCCCGCAAUGAACUUUUAG